CACGGUGGAAAUUAAUAAUAGAAAAAAAAAUACGUCAUUUUAAACGCGAGGUGGGAAAUUAAAUACGUGACGUGACGUAUGACGUGGAUAAAUAAAUAAAUUUUAAUUUUACCAAUAAAUCGUAGAAGUUUCGAAACUUGGAAGCGACCUUGAAGACAACCCGGAGGCAUUGUAAAAGGGGGCAUGCGCAAUGUCCUUCUUGUACUCGAUCCUUCCUCUAUCCUAUACAAGAUGGUCGAAGGAGACGUGAGUAGUGUCGUUACGUUGUCUGCCUUUUCCGAUAGGAAAAGUCGCCCGACCUAUUAUUGAUUUCAUUCCGCUUUAAAGCUCCGUAUUUAUUUAUUUAUUUAUUUUUUAUCCCCCUCUCCCCGAAGUGAAAAAGAAAUAAUGUAAUCCCCCCGUGUCAGCUAUGUUGCAUUUUGUACGACGACCGAAGCUGUGUUAUUUGAUUUUGUCCACUCUCGUCUUGUUCGGAGUGGUUGUGUUAUUUUACAGUAGCCAGACUAUAAAUCUGACAAAAAGGACUUCGAUCGCCGUUUCUACAGAAAUCGUUAAAUUCGAUUUAAAAGAUGGAACAAUCGGAAAAGAGAAGAUUUUCUCGUCUAAACCGUCGCAUUGUCAUCGGUCGAGUCUAUUGUCCUCGGUUGACAUCUCUACCGCCGAUCUCUACCCCAAACUGAAUUUCCAUCCACGAUCCAGGACUUAUUGGAAUUAUACAUUCGAGAAAAGAUAUUUAAAGACCAAGGAUCAAUGGAGCAAGCUACCACUCAAGGUGAUAGUCGUUCCUCAUUCUCACAACGAUCCGGGUUGGUUGUUGACCUUCGACGAUUAUUUCUACACCUACACGGCGCGAAUAUUGAACAAUAUGGUGGAAAAACUCAACCUUCAUUCGGAUUUAAGUUUCGUCUGGACCGAAAUCUCUUUUUUCUCCAAAUGGUGGACCAGUCUGAAGAAUAGACCUCAUUUGAGAGAUGCCGUGAAAGAACUUGUCACUAACGGACAAUUAGAGAUGGUGACGGGUGGAUGGGUAAUGACGGACGAAGCUUCCUCCAGUUACUACGCCAUGAUCGAUCAGCUAAUUGAAGGACACAAUUGGCUAAAGACCACGCUAAACAUCGAACCCUCCCACGCUUGGUCCGUAGAUCCCUUCGGGCAUUCUUCCACUUUCGCUUACAUCCUGAAAUCUUCUGGAAUUCACAAUAUGCUUAUUCAGAGGACUCAUUACGCCUGGAAGCAAUAUCUAGCGGAGCAGAAGCAAUUGAAUUUUUGGUGGAAGCAGUCUUUCGAAGGGAUUAAUUCUUCCAAGAUUUUAUGCCAGAUGGCACCCUUCGAUCUGUAUAAUAUCAAAUACACUUGCGGGCCCGAUACCGAGGUGUGUCUUCAGUUCGAUUUUAGAAGGAUUGCUGGAGAAUAUACAGACAGCCGUUCGGUACCGAUAACCAAUCAAAAUGUGGAAGAGAAAGCGGAGUUGCUGUUAUCUCAGUACGGUAGGACGGCGUCACUGUUCCAUCACAAUGUAGCUCUGGUCAAACUGGGCGACGAUUUUAGAUACAAGCACGAGGCCGAAUGGGACCAGCAAUAUAACAAUUACAAGAAACUUUUCCAGUACAUUAAUUCCAGGAAGGACUGGAAUGCAGAAGUGCGUUUCGGGACAGUCAGGGAUUACUUCGACCAAGUGCAUCGCCGGAUGAAGGACAUCAACGGAGAUUCUUAUCCUACUUUAGUAGGGGACUUUUUCGCUUACAGCGACAUCUACGCCACGGGAAAGGCAGCCUACUGGACCGGAUACUUCACCACCAGACCCUACUGGAAGCAAUUAUGCCGCGAAUUAGAGUACUGGCUGCGCAAUGCCGAAAUUAUAUACAGUCUGAGCCGCGUGGUACUGAGACACGGCAAUCAUUCCGGUGUGGUUCGGAAAUUAGACGAAGACUACAAUGCACUAGGAGCGGCUAGAGACAGCUUGGCGCUAUUCCAGCAUCACGACGCUAUCACCGGGACCUCCAAAGAAGCGGUGAUGCACGAUUACGGCAUGCGCCUCUUUCAUGGAAUUCAGCAAUCGAUCACGCUGCUCUCUUAUUGCUCGCAGUACGUCCUCUUAAAAAUACCAAAAACCAUUUACCACCGCUCCUUUCCUUAUCUGGUAGUAGAUUUCACUAAACCCACUUACGAUGUCCUCGAUAACAAAAGUAUUCUAAAAAUGUCUAGGGAGGGAAUUAAAAAAGUGGUCGUCUUCAAUUCUUUGGCUCGACGAAGCCAGCAGGCCGUCAGAGUUCGGAUUGGCACGCCUUACGUAGCCGUUUACGAUUCUAUGGACCGUAAAGUAUCGUUCCAGAUUAAUCCCAUCUGGAACGACACCAUAGAAAUCUUAAGCGAUGCCUUCGAAGUGAUAUUCGUGGCCGAUCUCCCUCCUCUGUCCUUAGAGACUUUUGUCCUCAGGGCGAUCGAUCGCAUGAUUGCUAAUAAGUCUUCUAUUAACGUCAUCAUGAACGAUGCCAAAGCAGCGAAAACGGACGAUAACAUUUUUACAUUCCAUAAUUUAAUCGAGGAGAACAUAAUUCUGGAAUCUCCUCACAUCUCCGCAACCUUUUCUAGAUUUACGGGUUUCCUGCAAAGUAUCAAACUCAAGAGGUUGUUCACUAGCAACCAAGCUAAAAUGUCGUUCCAAGCUUACAGGUCGGAAGAGUUCAGCAGCGGGGCCUAUCUGUUUCAACCCAGUUUCCUUCAACCCCUCAGAAACAUAACGGGGCGGUUUCCCAUCAUCCGCAUAGUACGGGGUUUAAUACUAAACGAAAUAAGUGUAGUGUACUCCAAGCUACUGACUAUCAAAUUUCGUCUCUAUCAGACUCUAGGACCACUGGGAGCGGGUCUAGAAGUGGUGGCCCAACACGACAUGACUCGACCGGAAACUACAAAUAACGAAAUGUUCAUGAAGAUAAAAACUGAUAUCGAUAACGGCAACACGUUCUUUACAGACCAGAACGGUUUCCAGAUGGUCAGGAGGAUGUUCCACUCCCAUUUACCUAUUCAGGCUAAUUACUACCCCAUCACUUCCGCCAUGUUUAUAGAAGACGGCAAGUCGCGUUUGACUUUCCUCACCACGCACGGUCACGGAGCGACUAGUCCCAAGAGUGGCACCCUAGAAGUCAUGAUCGAUAGAAGGAUUCAGACCGACGACGGAAGAGGAAUGGGCGAAGGUCUAAUGGACAAUAAGAGGACCAUUUCUCGUUUCUGGAUUCUACUAGAAAGAAAGGUCAAACCGGAAGAGAGCGAAGUACCGAAUUUGAGCCGUUUAGGUCACACUUUAUCAUCCGUCCUCAAUUAUCCCGCUGUCAUUCUAGAUGUCAACAAUAGAAUGGAGCAUCUAUUCAAACCCAGUGUGAGUUUCCUGCAAGCCAGCUAUCCCUGCGACACUCAUCUCGUCAACUUGAGGACUUUACCCUUACACGAAAAUUUCUAUCAGCCAUCCAAUUCCAGUUUACUCAUACUCCACAACAAGAAUCGCGCUUGCAGCUUAGUGGAGACCACUCCAAUCACGUGUUCAGACUCACCCGAAAUCGACCCCUUCCGCCAUCUUGGUGUUCGUAACGUACAUUCCACCAAACUCACCGGGUUGGGCGACAAAGUGCGAAUCGAUAAACACAACGUAACGGUAGCCCCGAUGGAAAUAGCCACGUACAAAGUGGACUUUCCCUGAAAAACAAUAGCAAGCCACCAUUUUUUUAGUUCGUUAUUCAAAUUUUACAUUUUCCAUCGCAUUCUUUACUUAAAAAAAACAAAACAAUAUGGAUCUCGGAUUACCUUAAAGAAGUUCAUGCCUUUACCGGAAAUGGAAAACAGCACGUGCGUAUGGGAUUUUUGAAGUAUACCUCAUCUAAAUCUUUAUUGUUGGUUAUGAAAAAAAAAAUAAAAAUAUAGUUUUAUUUUAUCAUAAUUUUAAGUAUUUAUUACUCGACUAUUUAGAGUGUAUAAUUUUGUAAUUAUAUUUUGAAUAAAUCGUUGGAAAUAGAAGAAGAUUCUUAUCUUAAUCU
Molecule: messenger RNA, 4028 nt
Organism: Centruroides sculpturatus (bark scorpion)
Lineage: Eukaryota; Metazoa; Arthropoda; Arachnida; Scorpiones; Buthidae
Product: alpha-mannosidase 2-like
Exons: 3
Coding region: 410-3694 (1094 amino acids)
Biological process (GO): mannose metabolic process; N-glycan processing; protein deglycosylation
Cellular component (GO): Golgi membrane
Molecular function (GO): carbohydrate binding; alpha-mannosidase activity
Source: RefSeq, a predicted model, not a curated record